Molecule: messenger RNA, 1972 nt
Organism: Neopsephotus bourkii (Bourke's parrot)
Lineage: Eukaryota; Metazoa; Chordata; Aves; Psittaciformes; Psittacidae
Gene: SERPINB5
Product: serpin family B member 5
Exons: 7
Coding region: 125-1258 (377 amino acids)
Biological process (GO): negative regulation of endopeptidase activity
Molecular function (GO): serine-type endopeptidase inhibitor activity
Source: RefSeq, a predicted model, not a curated record
GUGGUGUCAAUGAGCAGGCAAGGUAAGAGAGUCUUCUGCUCAGCAAGGUUUCACCACGGGUAGCUAGUUCUUCGUGCUGUACCCAUUCCAUUGGCUUGUUUACCAGGAUUAUAGCUUUGCAAAGAUGACAAUGGAUGCUCUGCAACUAGCGAACACUGCCUUUGCAGUUGAUAUGUUCAAAAAACUAUGUGAGAAGGAUAAAACAGCCAAUAUUAUAUUUUCCCCACUGUGUACCUCAACGUCUCUGGCUCUGGCAUAUAAAGCUACAAAAGGUGAUACUGCAGACCAAAUGAAACAGGUACUCCAUUUAAAAGAUGUCAAAGAUGUUUCUUUUGGGUUUCAAACAAUAACUUCAGACGUUUCCAAACUCAGCUCUUUCUUUGCAUUGAAAAUGGUCAAACGGCUCUUUGUAGAGAAGUCUCUUAAUCCUACCACAGACUUUGUCAACUCUACAAAGAGGCCUUUUCCAUCUGAACUGGAAUUAGUGGAGUUCAAAGAAAAACCUGAGGAAACCCGGCAGAAGAUCAACAAAUCUCUUUCAGAGCUAACUGAUGGCAAAAUGGAGAAUAUUUUGAAUGAGGACAGUGUAAGUGACCAGACCCAGAUCCUCCUUGUUAAUGCAGCUUAUUUCAUCACAAAUUGGAUGAAGAAGUUUCCAGAGGCAGAGAUCAAAGAAUGUCCUUUUAAAGUCAAUAAGACUGAAACUAAACCAGUGCAAAUGAUGAAUCUGGAAGCUACUUUUUGCCUGGGCUAUGUAAAAGAAUUAAAUGUUGCCAUCCUUGAGUUGCCAUGCCUUAACAAACAUAUAAGCAUGCUCAUUAUGCUGCCCAAAGAGAUUGAAGAUGAGACCACUGGCUUGGAGAAGCUGGAAAAGGCACUCACCCCAGAGACAUUAUUACAGUGGACCAAUCCCAGCAUGAUGGCUAACACCAAAGUGAACGUAUUUCUCCCAAAGUUUAGCGUGGAAGGUGAUUAUGAUCUGAAGCCACUUCUGGAAAGCCUAGGAAUGACAAAUGUCUUCAAUGAGAAUGCAUCCGAUUUCUCCGAGAUGUGUGAGGCCAAAGGUGUGGUUAUGUCAAAAAUCAUCCAUAAAGUGUCUCUGGAAGUAAAUGAACAAGGUGGCGAGUCACUAGAGGUACCAGGAUACCGGAUUCUGCAGCACAAAGAUGAAUUUAAAGCUGACCAUCCAUUUAUCUUUUUGUUUAGGCACAACAAAACCCGUAAUGUGAUUCUUUCAGGCCGAUUCUGUUCUCCUUAAUCAGAGUGUAUUCAUUAUGAAAAAGCACAAUUACAUUUAUGGUGGUGCAUUUUCCUAUAAAGCUUGGCAUCCUGACUACCACCUCUGAAAGGAAAUCUGGGAGUUUCGUAUAUGAGUGGGGUAGUACAAUGUACUCUACAUAUGCAGCAGGACUAGUUUAUCUUCUUAUGUUUCAUCCCCUUAAGCUGAAGGAUUCUCACUGUGAAGAACACAUCGUGUUUUACUGAGAAGUAUGCCAGCCUCGGCAAUGAAUAUAUUUUGUUGUUCUAUGACAUCUUUUUCCCCAAACAAAGUGAAAUGAGAGAUUGUUUUAGAUAGACCAGGAGUUGGAAAGGGCUCUGGGAGGAAGGGCUACAUUUCUGCUCCCUAGCCAAACUACUCUUCCUUGUGAUCCAUGCUCUGUGGAUUCCUACUGCCUAGAAGGGGAAAAUGUCGACAUGUGGUGUGACAGCCCUCUCCUUGUACCUGGCUACACCCUGGUGGUCCAGGGUGCUCUGUUGAAUCCUGCCCAUGCUCAGUGAAACACUGCCCAAGUUCGGCAGCCUAGCUAGACAAUUCAGCCUAGCAUCAGAGUUUGCAUCUGUGAAACAGCAGCUGCACUGAGACCUGUGGAUGCAAGAGGCAAUAACCAUGGUGACAGAACGUUUACCCAGAAGACUCUUCAGCGUAAACUGCUUUGGUUUGUAAAUUGGACUCUGCUGUGUGGAUUUUUUU